GAAGCCAGACUUCACAUCUCGCAGCAGAACUGCCAGAUCCUAGUGUGUAUGCAUGUGCACACGCCUGCGCGUGUGUGUGUGUGUGCUCCGUGUCUAUCUCCACUCCUCUUUCACCCUCCUCCCUGCCAGCAUCAACCCUCUCUCUCCAUCAGGGAUGGUGAGGGAGUGUUUAUGAGCAUGUGCUGCGAAUCGCACGGAAUGAUGGAGGACCAACAGCUCCCUGGAUAAACCCUGCAGACUAAAACAACACCCCCAACCCAAAUCAUGCACUUAAGGUGGGUGGAAACAUGUAGCUGAGGAACAAACAGAAGCCAAUCUUGACCGUUCACAAACUCAGGUCAUCCCUGAAAGGGGCGUGGCCUGUGGAGUACAGCCCAAUAUGUCCAAGAAAGCCCCCGGUGGGCGGGGCAAAGGGGAGCGGCCUGACGCCAUGGCAGCACUGCAGGCAGCCAAUGAGGAGCUGAGGGCCAAACUCAUGGAAAUCCAAAUUGAACUGCAGCACGAGAAAACCAAGGUCAGUAAGCUGGAAAGGGAGAAGUCUCAGGAGGUCCGUCAUGAGCAGCACAAAACCACGGUGGUUGUGACCGAGUUAAAAGCCAAACUUCACGAAGAGAAACUUCGGGAUCUGCACGCCGUUCGGGAAACGCUCCUACGUCAGCACGAGUCUGAACUGGUACGGGUCAUUAAGAUCAAAGACGGAGAGAUUCAGAGGCUCCAGGCGCUCGUCGGUGCACUCCGAGAUGGAUCCACCGAAAAGGUGAAGUCUGCUCUGAUGACGGAGGCCCGCGAGGAGACCAGGAGGAGUUUCGAAGUGGAGCGCAUGCGAAUGCAGCAGGAGAUCUCUGAGCUGAAGGGGGUGAAAAGGCAAAUGGAGGAGGCAUUAAGCAUGGCCGUGCAAGCGGACAAAAUCAAAGCCGCCGAGAUCCGCAGCGUCUACCAUCUCCACCAGGAGGAAAUCAACCGCAUCAACAGAGAGUGUGAAAGAGAGAUCCGCAGGCUGAUGGAUGAGAUUAAACUAAAGGAGCGCGCUGUCUGUGGGCUGGAGAGAGAGCUCAACGCUCAGGCGGGCCACACGUGGAAACUACAGCAGCAGAAACAGGCUGUAGACUCUCAGCUGGCCCUGCUGCGAGACUCCAGCCCCAGACGAGAGGGCCCUUUCUCACCCGCUGCAGGAGACACAGCAGAGAGCACGGCUAACCCUAUACAGCACUUGGAUGAGAAGGAUGCUCGGCGUUUCCAACUGAAAAUUGCAGAACUGAGUGCUAUCAUCCGCAAACUUGAGGACCGUAACGCACUGCUGUCAGAGGAACGCAAUGAACUGUUAAAGCGUCUCCGUGAAGCUGAGAGCCAGUAUAAGCCGUUACUGGACAAGAACAAACGUCUCAGCCACAAAAAUGAGGAACUGGCUCAUGUAUUGAGACGCAUGGAGAACAAACUGCAUUUCGUCACUCAGGAGAACAUUGAAAUGGUAAUGAAGCAGAAAACAACUCGAGAGAAGGCUGGGACGAUACGACGGCCCAGUUCUCUGAACGAUCUGGAUCUGAGUCAAGACGAGAGAGAGAUUGAGUUUCUGAGACUACAAGUGCUGGAACAACAGAACAUAAUCGACGAUCUGUCCAGGGCGCUGGAAACCGCUGGAUAUGUGAAGAGUGUGAUAGAGAGAGACAUGCUGCUGAGAUACAGAAGACAGGACAGCCUGCGCAGGAAGAAGCCCUUCAGAAGGCCGGUGGUGGAGACGUUUUUUGGCUAUGAUGAGGAAGGCUCUAUAGACUCGGACGGCUCCUCCAUUUCCUACCACACGGACCGAACGCCCUGCACUCCAGACGAUGACCUCGAAGAGGGAAUGGUAAAGGAGGAGACGGAGCUGCGUUUCCGUCAGCUGACGAUGGAGUAUCAGGCUCUUCAGCGCGCUUACGCUCUCUUGCAGGAGCAGGUGGGAGGAACAUUUGAUGCAGAGAAAGAGCUCAAGACUCGAGAGCAGCUUCAGGCCGAAAUGUUGCGGUACCAGACCAGAAUAGCAGAUCUGGAGUGUGUUCUGAGUCACCAGGGACAGGACAUGAAGUGGAUUGAAGAGAAACAAGCUUUGUACCAACGCAACCAAGAGCUUGUAGAAAAGAUUAAAAAUAUGGAGAUGGAGGACACGCGACUGAAAAAUGAAAUUCAGGAUGCGAAAGACCAAAACGAACUCUUGGAGUUCAGAAUUCUUGAGCUUGAGGAAAGAGAGAGAAGAUCUCCAGCCAUAAACUUCCAAAGCAUUCAUUUUGCCGAGGGCAUGAGUCCUCUACAGAUCUACUGUGAGGCAGAAGGUGUUACUGACAUUGUGAUCACAGAGCUGAUGAAGAAACUCGAUAUUCUGGGGGAUAACGCCGUAAGUAAUCUGACCAAUGAGGAGCAGGUGGUGGUUAUUCAUGCCAGAACUGUAUUAACUUUAGCAGAGAAGUGGUUAGAGCAAAUCGAAGUCACCAAGUCAGGGUUACAGCAGAAAAUGUUGGAUAUUGAAAGUGAAAAGGAGCUCUUUAGCAAUCAGAAAGGAUACUUAGACGAGGAAUUAGACUACAGAAAGCAGUCUUUGGACCAUGCACAUAAGCGUAUCCUCGAGCUGGAGGCGAUGCUGUUCGACGCUUUGCAGCAUGAUGAGACGAGCGGUAAGGUGUCCGAGAUGCUGACCGAGCAGGACCGUGAUUCGCUGAGGGAAGCUGUCGAUCAGUGGAAGAGGCAGGUCUUGAGUGAAUUACGAGAGCGAGAUGCGCAGAUACUCAGAGAGAGGAUGGAACUGCUACAACAUGCUCAAGCGAGGAUAAAAGAGCUGGAAGAGUGGAUUGAGACACAGAAACGACAGAUAAAGGAAUUAGAAGAAAAGUUUUUAUUUUUAUUUUUAUUUUUUUCUUUAGCCUUCAUUCUUUGGUCGUAGCUCUGCCAGAAAGCAGGAAAUCGUGUCAUCAGAUCAGUGGACCCUGGCCUCAAGUGUUCUUCUGUCCCGGAGGAGGAGCGACACACACGUGCCAUCAGGGGUCUCAGCGAUCUCCUCUGUGCUGAUACGAGUCUUCAAGCUGUUCACAUCAACUCUGGAACAUGGAAUAUGGUGCUGUCUCUCUUGUGGACUUCUAAACUAUUUUUAUCCUCCUGACCUUUUGAACUAUGCUUUGUGUGAGCUCUUUGCGUGUGGAAUUUAAGGACUCUUAAAUUGAAGUGCUCUCUCCUUUCCCUGCUGAGCAGGUGGUGCUGGAGGCUGCUUCCCUUUGGAAGCCUGAUGGAUUGAGAGAUGUUACGUUAAAAACCUUCCUCCCACUGUUUACACUCACUCUGCUUGGGUUCCCGGUGGCACUAGCCCUCCCUCCUGAGCUGAAAGUUAAAUCCUGAAAUUAAAAUUAUGACUGUUUUUUUAAUGUACAGGAGCAGUGUUUCAAAUAAAUUUCUCAGAGGAAGACUGAAAAACUAA
Messenger RNA from Pimephales promelas (fathead minnow), 3439 nucleotides. RefSeq names its product Janus kinase and microtubule interacting protein 3 (gene jakmip3). Gene Ontology annotation, molecular function: microtubule binding; kinase binding. The record is from RefSeq and is a predicted model, not a curated record. NCBI's taxonomy places the organism in Eukaryota, Metazoa, Chordata, Actinopteri, Cypriniformes, Leuciscidae.